UACAAGAAAUGCAGGGCCCAACUGACCAAUCUUCGGGCAGACCAACUGCUGGAAAAAUACUGGGAGUUGGAGAAAAAGGAUCUCAAAGCCACUUCAGCUGUAGCUGAUCCCAAUGCCCGAGGUCAAAGAAAUUCCACACUGCCUUGGUUUUGGUCUUUGGACGUUAGAGGAGACUCGGUGAGCAACAACUGGAUGAAUGAAUUUUAUUGGGUGCACUGGCUUCGUACCAAGGGUUUACAGGACCGGUGGGCUGAAGAAUUACUCCUGAUUGGACAUGAGAUGCAUUGGACAAUCAAAUUUCUUGCACACAAAGCUGAAACCUGGCUUGGCCGAACAAUCUGA
Suillus subalutaceus is the source of this 342-nucleotide messenger RNA. RefSeq lists its product as uncharacterized. The annotation marks the transcript as partial. The record is from RefSeq and is a predicted model, not a curated record. The transcript is spliced from 2 exons. NCBI's taxonomy places the organism in Eukaryota, Fungi, Basidiomycota, Agaricomycetes, Boletales, Suillaceae.